AUGGCGGAUCACGUCCAGGCGCAGAAGGGAGAGAUGGUGACGCUGGCUGGCCUUGGGAAGCUAAUGCUGGAGAAGUCGGAAGCGCAGGUCGUGUUGGAGCCAAAAGAGGAUUGCGACAAGAACAUCUUCUGGGAUCUGUUGCGCGAACGAGUUGCACGCAAAAUUACCUUGGGAAGAAUCGAACUGGAAGGCAAGAUGUACGUCAAACUUGACGACACCCUUUUCGAUGCAUCUGGUACAGUUACACUGUUUCAAGAAGAGGGCGGCAUAAAGGCGUUCGGUGUGGAAGAUGUUGUGUUUUAUAGCGAAGUGGUCCAUUCGCCAACGUAUUUGGCGUAUGCGAACAGAGCUGUUAAAAAUGGCAAGGAAGUUUUGCGCCGUCGCGAUGUGUAA
Molecule: messenger RNA, 393 nt
Organism: Gongylonema pulchrum
Lineage: Eukaryota; Metazoa; Nematoda; Chromadorea; Rhabditida; Gongylonematidae
Source: the annotation of a GenBank genome assembly